AUGGCAAAGCCUCUUAGGAAGCUCGUGUCUUGUGUUAUCCUCGACUUGGAUGGUACACUUCUUAACACAGAUGGCAUGGUGAAUGAAGUCUUGAAAGUUUACUUAGUUAAGUAUGGAAAGCAUUGGGAUGGACGAGGAGUGGAUAGACUUAUUGGAAAAACACCCUACGAAGCUGCAGCAGUUAUUGUCGAGGAUUAUGAACUCCCCAUUACAACAGAUGAACUUCUGUCCGAAACUGCUCCAUUAUUUGCUGACAAGUGGUGCAAUAUCAAAGCACUACCUGGUGCUAACAGGUUAAUUAGCCAUUUAAGAGGACAUGGUAUUCCUAUGGCCUUGGCUUCGAAUUCUUCAAGGAAAAAUAUCGAAACCAAGAUAUCUUCCCACAAGGGUUGGAAAGAAUCAUUCUCCAUUAUUGUCGGUGGUGAUGAAGUCCCUGUCGGAAAGCCAUCUCCCGACAUUUAUAUCGAAGCUGCAAAGAGGCUUAAGAUGGAUACUUCGAGCUGUCUCGUUAUUGAAGAUUCAUUGCCAGGUGUGACUGCCGGUAAGGCGGCUGGAACGGAAGUUGUUGCUAUCCCAUCCUUACCCAAGCAAUCCCACCUUUUCACGUUAGCGGAUGAAGUGAUUAACUCCUUACUCGAUUUGCAACCUGAAAAGUGGGGUCUACCCGCAUUCAAUGACUGGAUAGAAGGUACAUUACCAAUAGAACCUUGGCACAUUGGUGGCCCUGUCGUCAAAGGUUUUGGCCGUGGCUCGAAGGUUCUAGGAAUCCCGACAGCUAAUUUGUCUACUGAGGGAUUCUCUGAUCUCCUUUCCGAACAUCCUUCUGGUGUUUAUUUCGGGUGGGCUGGACUAUCGAAACACGGAAUUUAUAAAAUGGUGAUGAGCAUAGGUUGGAACCCGUACUUCAACAACUCGGAGAAGACAAUUGAGCCAUGGUUACUUCAUGAUUUUGACGAAGACUUUUACGGUGAGGACUUGCGUCUCGUUAUUGUUGGCUAUAUACGACCAGAGGCCAACUUUACAUCACUCGAGAGCCUGAUAGCUAAAAUCCACGAAGACAGGAAAAUUGCCGAGAAUGCCCUUGAAAUGCCACUGUAUUUGAAGCACAAGGAUGAUCCUUAUUUGAAUACUUCCUUGCAACAGAAGAACUAA
Messenger RNA from Striga hermonthica, 1152 nucleotides. The record is from the annotation of a GenBank genome assembly. Lineage: Eukaryota; Viridiplantae; Streptophyta; Magnoliopsida; Lamiales; Orobanchaceae.